Messenger RNA from Hydractinia symbiolongicarpus, 5281 nucleotides. RefSeq names its product ATP-binding cassette sub-family C member 4-like. Gene Ontology annotation, molecular function: ABC-type transporter activity; ATP hydrolysis activity; ATP binding. Gene Ontology annotation, cellular component: membrane. NCBI's taxonomy places the organism in Eukaryota, Metazoa, Cnidaria, Hydrozoa, Anthoathecata, Hydractiniidae. The record is from RefSeq and is a predicted model, not a curated record. Gene Ontology annotation, biological process: transmembrane transport. Bases 97 to 4155 code for a protein of 1352 amino acids. The transcript has 31 exons.
AGACAGACCUGUCAAGAAGACUAUUCCACUCAGUUAUUCUUAGAACAACAAUUAAAUAAACUUCAUACAUUUUUUUGGUAUGCAAAUAAAAGGGCAAUGGAAACUUUAAAAGAUGCAAAACGAACACCUAACCCAUUGAAGGAUGCAAAUUUAUUAUCACAGUUCUUUUUAUGGUACAUGAAUAAAACUUUUUCAUUGGGUAAUUCUCGUCCACUUGAAAAAGGUGAUAUACAUGAUAUAACUGAUGAAGAAUCGUCAGAACUUUUGUCUGAAGAAUUAGAAAGAAUUUGGCUAGCGGAAAGGACUACAAAAAGAAAUCCAAGUUUAUUUUUUUGCCUCUGGAAAAUGAGAGGAUGUACCAUAUUACUUUGUGGUUUUUUGCAACUCAUCUGUGCGUUAUUAAAGGUAUGUGAGACAGUUUUUCUACAACAACUUGUACGAAACUUCUCACAUUCUGAUUUUGGUAAAGACAAUUCAGUAUAUUUUUGGGCAGGUUCACUUUCAGCUUGUUUAGUUGUGUGUUGGUCAUUACAUCACCAGUCAUUUCUUGCUCUGGAAAAAACUGGUACUCGACUGAAGACUGCUUGUAUUGGUAUGAUCUAUAAAAAGGUUCUUCGCCUAAGUAAUCAUUCCUUGGCCAAAAUAACAUCUGGUCAUAUAGUGACAUUAAUCUCAUCUGAUGUACAUAAAGUUCAAGAGGCAUUCAAAUUUUCGAAUUUUUUGUGGAUUUCACCUAUACUGCUAAUAGUUGGAGUUGUUAUAUUAUGGAGGGAGAUAGGUCCAUCUUGUCUUGCUGGCAUUGGUGUGUUGAUUAUCACAGUUCCUAUUCAGAUGUGGUUUGGGAAGUUUUUUGCAUACAUGAGGUCGAAAACAGUAGCUAAGACAGAUCAGCGUGUUAACAUCAUGAAUGAAGUCAUCUCAUCAAUGCAAGUUACGAAAAUGUAUACAUGGGAAGAUUCAUUUGCUGAAAUGGUCAACAAAGUGCGACGUGAUGAGAGCAAUCGUGUUUUGAAAACUGCUAUCGCUCGUUCUCUCAAUAACACCAUGUUCUCUGUCAGUCCGUACUUGGUUUCAUUAGCAACUUUUUCGUUGUUUUAUAUAUAUGGAAGUGGCAUUACACUGGCAAAGGUGUUCCUAGUUUUAAGUAUAUUCUUCACGAUCCGUUUAAGUGUUGUAUUAUUUUUCCCAAUGGGGAUACAGACGCUAACAGAAGCUUACGUAAGCUGCAAGAGAAUUCAGGCUUUUUUACUUGAGAAAGAACAAACCCAGAUUAAAUCCACUACCGCAACACAAACUUACCCUGAGACACCAUCAAAAACAAAAGCUUUAAUACAUUUUGAAAAUGUAACUGCAGCUUGGAAUAAUGAUUUAGAAGAUGUAAUAUGUGAUUUAUCUUUUAAAGCAGAUUCAAAGAAUUGUUUAGUGAUGAUUGUUGGACCUGUUGGUGCUGGAAAGUCAUCCAUCUUAAUGGCAGCAAUGAACGAACUUCAUGUCAAAAAAGGAAACAUCGUAAAAAAUGGAUCCAUAGGAUAUGCUGCACAACAAUCAUGGAUAUUUUCAGGCACACUUCGAAGCAAUAUUUUGUUUGGACAAGUAUUUGAUAAGAAGCGAUAUGAGAAAACAAUAACAGCAUGCGCUUUGAAACAGGACCUAGAAUCAUUUGCGAAAGGAGACUUAACCUUAGUUGGCGAGCGAGGUGUGUCUUUAAGUGGUGGUCAAAAAGCCAGAAUUAGUUUAGCAAGGGCGGUUUAUGCUGAUGCUGAUAUCUAUCUAUUGGAUGAUCCGUUAAGUGCAGUUGAUACGAAAGUCGGAAAACAUAUUUUUGAAAAGUGCAUUAAAGGUUUGCUUCGGAAUAAAGUUGUUAUUCUUGCCACCCAUCAAAUUCAGUAUUUGGAACACGCGACUGAUAUUGUUUGCUUGAAAGAGGACUCCAGUACAGUAGCAGGUUCUUUACACGAGUUGUCCCAGAAAGGUGUGAACUUAAUUAGUAUUCUUCAUCCAGAAUCACAAGAGAAGAGGUGGGAUCACGAUUCAGCAAUAGAAACAGAAGAUCCAAUGCAGUAUGAGCAUAUCGGUGGACAAAAGGACGCCCUUUCAGGAAUAACUUUGGAUAUUGGAGAGAAAAAUAAAGGCCUGCAAGGAUCAGUUCAGUCAUUAAAUAGUUUUCAUAUGAACUAUGAAAUUGAGGAAGAGACAGAGGAAGAAGAAAACAGAAAUCGUGGUGCCAUCCCAGCCAAAUUGUACUGGCAGUACUUCAUACAAGGUGUUGGGUGGAUUGCAACAUUAGCAUUAAUUUUAUCUUUGGUGGCUGGUCAGGUGAUGUUGACUCUCACUGAUUACUAUCUUGCUGAAUGGGCAAGUGGUGAAGAACAGCGCAAUGGAAAUGUCACAAUUACUGCCAAGUUUUAUGUUAAGAGUGAUCCAGACAUUAAUGUAUAUGUCUUCGCCUCCCUCGUUGCUGCCUGCGUUCUGAUGGUUUUCUUCCGCACAACAUAUUUUUAUGCCACACUUGUCAAGUGCAGUCGAAAGUUACAUAACUUGAUGUUUAAAGCAGUUUUAAAAACACCUAUAUACUUCUUCGAUACUAAUCCAGUAGGUCAAAUCUUAAACCGUUUUUCUCGUGAUGUGUAUUUCAUGGAUGAUGAACUACCAUGGACAUUCUUUGAUUUUGCUUCUCUCUCCUUAUUAACAUUGGCGAUAAUCAUAUUAAACUGUAUCAGCGUUCCAUAUCUAACAGUUCUUGUCAUUCCAUUGAUGAUCAUAUUCUUCUAUGCAAGACGUUAUUACAUGAAGAGUUCUCGUGAAUUACGAAGAUUGGAAGCUGUGUCUCGGAGUCCAUUGUACACACACAUUUCUGCAACAUUAGCUGGCAUCACAACUGUCCGCUCGUUUGAUAUUCAAGAAAAAAUUCUUCACGAAUUUUAUGCAUGUCAAGAUUAUCAGACAGGAGCUUGGUUUAUGUUUCUAUCAGGCUCCAGGUGGUUUUCCCAGCGUUUGGAUCUUUUGACUGUUGUCUUCUCGAUUUGCUCCACAUUUGCACCAAUAGUUGCUGCUCCAUACAUAGACAUUGACGCAGGUCUGGCUGCUGUCAGUUUGUCAUAUAUCUUGAUGUUAUGUGGUAUGUUUCAAUGGUCUGUACGGCAAAGUGCAGAAGUAGACAAUUUGAUGACAUCUGUAGAGAGGGUAUUUGAAUAUACAAAGCUAGAACCUGAACCUGAUAAUGGCACAAGUAAGGAUUUGAGAAAAACGUGGCCAGAGUAUGGAUUAAUAACUGGCGAAGGAGCUUCGUUUGCAUAUCAUUCAUCACUGCCAUAUGUUUUGAAAAAAUUGUAUUUCUGUAUUCGACCCAUGGAAAAGGUUGGUAUUGUCGGACGUACUGGUGCAGGCAAGAGCUCAUUUCUGUCCAUGUUGUUUCGAAUGGGUAAUAUCACUGGAACAGUUCGAAUCGAUGGAUAUCCUAUUUCUGAUUUAAAGUUAAAAGAUUUAAGAAAGACGUUAUCAAUUAUUCCACAGGAUCCUAUCAUGUUCAGUGGAAGUUUGCGAAAAAAUCUUGAUCCGUUUAAUGAGUAUACAGAUGCUGAUGUAUGGGAAGCUAUAGAAGAGGUACAACUGAAAGAAAGUGUGAUGGAGUUACCAGGUAAACUACAAACAGAGAUAACUGAAGCAGGUUCCAACUUGAGUGUUGGAGAACGUCAACUACUUUGCUUAGCACGUGCAUUGUUAAAGAAGAACAAGAUUAUAGUGAUCGAUGAAGCAACUGCUAAUGUGGACAUGGAAACUGAUGCUCUGAUCCAACAAACCAUACGAGAAAAGUUUAAAGAAUGCACCGUGCUCACUGUGGCCCAUCGAUUAAACACAGUUAUGGAUUCUGAUCGUGUCAUGGUCAUGGAAGGUGGAAAAAUAGUGGAGUUUGACGAACCUUAUGAGCUAUUACAAAAUCGCACGGGCUACUUUCGCAAAUUAGUAGAUCAGGCUGGUCGUAACGAAGCAAGUAGGUUAGAAAUCCUCGCUGAAGAAGCGAAACAGUUACGCCAUCUUAUGAUACUUCAACAACAAGAUGUCGCUUAUCCUGGUUCUCACAUUACCUUCUCAAGAAACAGAGACGAAAUACUGGACCAUUUUGGCACGAGGGUUAUAUAUGAAACAAGCUUAUAGAAACCAGGUGGUUUGUCUGUAGCAUAUUAUACGACGAUAGAUGAAUUUGGAUAGAUCGAGCUUUUAAAAGAAGUGACGUCAUCGCUAAAAUGGCGAAUUCUCUUUGAUAGUAUUUGUUCUUUUUAAAUGGCUGAAUUAACGUACAGUUCAAAUUUUGCGUAACGCUGUAGAUUAUAUGGUUAUAACAAUGUACAUAAAGAAGAUUUUUAACUGUUUAAGUUAUUUACUUAGUCGCGUAUAUUUUUAUGAUAUAUAGUAACAUGUUUGUGGUGGAUGUUAUGAAGUCGAAUAGUACUCAAAGAAUGUCUAAAAGUUAUCACCAGCUUCCACUUUGCCUUUUCUGUGUAUUUUGAUUGUUUUGAGGAAUAAUUCAACAUAGUGUUAAAGUUGAUAUUUUCUGAUAACAUGUGCUCUUUUUCAAAAUCUUAGUACCCUUGUAUUGGUUCAAACUUAGAUAUGUUUAAUUUUCCGUUGCAUUGAAUGCUUAUUAAGUUUUUUUCAUUGACAUUCUAAUCAGUAAAAAAGGCGUCACAUAAUUAAGUCGCGAAGAAUAUUGGUCAUUUGCACAGAAGUUAGUCACUGUUUACCGACUGAUUUGUACUAACAUUUUUUUGCAAUUUAUAACCUGAAAGAAUCGGUAAACAUGGCUGAUCGGUGAAAAGCCACUACGCCUAAAAUAGUAAAUAAAGACAUUUUUUGGUACGUUGCGCAGAUAGCUAUUCUGUUAUGAAAAUUUUAAAUAAAUUACGUUUACUUCCUUGUGCUAACAUAAAGGUUUUCGCCGCUUUAUUUAGUGGAAGUCACUAAAAAAAGACGAUACCUACCCUUUUCGUAUUUCCUAAAUAAAAACUUUUUUUCAAAUCAUGAGUGCGCAACAGAUAUGGCUGGAGUAAUUUUUAAAGCGGCUUAUAUUCCGUAUUUUUAGUCGCCGCGUUUAUGUAAGCUAUACUUUUUUAUUAAGAUUUUACUGAAAGAUUAGCUAAUGUACAUUUGUAAACAUAUGUUUUAUGAGGGCUAGUUUUUGUCUAGUCUCCAAAGUGGUUGGUAGUUUUAUAGUAUGCUGGAUUUAGACUUGACUCAAUUGAAUUUGCAUAUCGUUUUUGUAUUUGUGAAUUACUAGUUAUCA